This is a messenger RNA of Culex quinquefasciatus (southern house mosquito), 1549 nucleotides long. RefSeq lists its product as uncharacterized. The transcript is spliced from 2 exons. The coding region runs from base 1155 to 1511 and encodes 118 amino acids. Lineage: Eukaryota; Metazoa; Arthropoda; Insecta; Diptera; Culicidae. The record is from RefSeq and is a predicted model, not a curated record.
UGUGAUUUCUUCAUGUAUGUAACCCCUUAAUUGCAUGUUACAGUAGGUAAUCCGUUUUGCAAAAAGUUCCUCGGAUAGAUCUGAACAUUCAGUGGCCGAUUUUGUAUGCAUAAAAGGCCGAAGGCGGAAAUUUGAGUAAAAUAUGCUGUGGAAUCUUUCGGCUUAUGGGCUCGAUGAAAAAAGGCUUCUUUUGGGUCAAUAUAUGGCCAAAUCGGUGCAGAUUUGGCGAGGUUGUAGAGCAAAAGGCAAUUUGCUGGAAGAAUUUCAUGAUUUAAACCAAGAUUUGAACCGAAAAUCAUCCAAAAGUUGUGAUUUUGUUUUAGAAAAUCGCCAAAACUGCACCGAUAUGGCUGACAAUUUUAUCAGGGCCAAAUUUUGACCCAUAAAGAAGCCUACCUAGAUUGAAAACUAAAAGCUUGAUUUUUUGUUUUUAUCUGUUUUCAUACAAGGCCAAAAACUUUUUAGGUCGAUAAGUUCCCGGAUGGAUUUUGCUCAAAUUCCGGCCAGUGCAUAGAAAGUUGACAAUUUAAUGUUCAGAUCAAUCCGAGGUACUUUUGCAAAACGGAUUAAACUACCACCACUUAAAAGUAGGCCUCCUUUUGCUUCAAAAUAAGACCCUGGUGAAAUUUUCAGUCAAAUGAGUGAUUUGAUUUUUGAUUUUUUCAUACAAGGCAUGCUGAGCUACCUUGGCAGUGAGGUUACGGGGAUUGCCUUGUAAGCGGAAGGUAAUUGGUUCGAUACCUGUCUGGCUCGGCAAAGUCUGAUCCCUUAAAAUAGUAUAAAUCUGUAGGGGAUGGGUUUCGACUGACGGCGUGCUGGAUUUCCAAUUAAGAGGUCGAGAGUUCGUUUUUCGCACCGGGAUGAUGAAGAAGGAUAAAAAUUAAAAACCUCUCGGCCGAUAGGAUGGAUUUUGCUCAAAUUUCGGCCUAUUUUUGAAUUUUAUAUCGAUCGUUCUGAGGAACUUUUUGCAAAACGGAUCACGCUUAUGCUUACAGAUGUUUUGCUUUGUUGAUUUGUUUUGUUUUUCUUGGUAGGUAAAAGGGUGAAAAUUCAUUUUUUUUCAAUUAGCUGGUUCGUUGGAAGAUCUUUCAAAAUUGACAAAUUUUGUAUUUCCCUUUAGGUUAAGCUGUUACAUUUGUUCAAAACUAUCCGGCAUGUGGUCAUCGUUUCGUCGUAUGUUGCCCGCGUUGACGGUGGGCGUGGCGAACGCAUUGCUCUUUGGAGCUUGCCCAGCUAUGCGGAUCUGUCCCGUGAUGGCCUCUUUCAUGGGCCUUGCCCCUCAGGACCCUUUGUACGAGUUGAAACGGCAGCACUCGUCCGUUUGGAGCAAAAUCAAAGAAGGGACCAUUCGAGUUUUUGGUGGAAUGGUUCAGGCCGGAAUUGGGCUGACCUGCCUCGUAGGAAGUACGUUCCCUCCGGCUGCUCCCUUUUGCACUGUUGCCUACGUAGCCGGAGUGUUUGGAGUGCAGUAUAUUGUUGAGAAAGCAGUUAAGAAAUGUUACGGAAUGUGAACGGAGGUGUUGAUUCUCGUCUGCUGUGUUAUGUUUUA